This is a messenger RNA of Panicum hallii, 2068 nucleotides long. Its product is annotated as calmodulin-binding protein 60 A-like. The transcript is spliced from 8 exons. The record is from RefSeq and is a predicted model, not a curated record. Gene Ontology annotation, biological process: regulation of salicylic acid biosynthetic process. Gene Ontology annotation, molecular function: DNA-binding transcription factor activity; sequence-specific DNA binding; calmodulin binding. Bases 135 to 1805 code for a protein of 556 amino acids. Gene Ontology annotation, cellular component: nucleus. NCBI's taxonomy places the organism in Eukaryota, Viridiplantae, Streptophyta, Magnoliopsida, Poales, Poaceae.
CGAGCUCAGCAGUAAGCUCAUAUCAAAGUGUCCCACUAGCAACAGCACGCGUUGCUGUCACCCGUCGUCGUCGUCUCCUUCUCUGCUCCCUCCGACCGCGUUUCCUCCCGAUCUCUGCCUCUCGAGCUCCGCCAAUGUCGCUCUCUCGUCCUCGUCGGGGCAGGGAGGAGGAGCAGGACGGCGGCCCUGCUGCCGGUGAGGGGUCAACGCCGGCGAAGCGACCACGGGGCUGCUCCUGCUCCUGCCCCUGCUGCCUCCACCGCCAGGAGAAAGAAGUUUCCUAUGAGGCCCAGAUUGAGAUCCUCACCGAGGAGUGCAAAAACAGAAAGAGGGAGAUGCAGGAGCUUUACCAAAAUUCCCAACUGCAGCACAAGGAAGUGAAGGAACUGAUCAGCGAGCGAAACUCACAUAUUCAGCUGAUUUGGGAACGGCUCAACACCUUGAUUUCGGAGACGAGUGAACUUGGAGAACAUGUUCGCAAAUACAGUGAUCUUAGGGCCUUAUCCCGUCAGAGAGAAAUCAGAAAAUACCAGUUGAAAUUUGUGAACAAGUGCUGCAAUGACAAGUACUCGAGACAUGACAUGACAGCAGAUGAUGGAAGUCCUAUUAAGGUAGCCAUAUAUGAUCAUGAAAAUAGGAUCAUUACAAAUGGACCCUUAUCCUCAGUUCUAGUUAAGAUUGUUGCCCUGGAUGGCGAGUUUAACAAGGAAAAUAAAGAGCAAUGGAGUGAAAACUCCUUUAAAACAAGCAUAGUACAUUGCCGUCCUGGAAAACAACCUUUGUUUGCCAAUGAACUAUAUCUAAGGCUUGAAAAUGGUGUGGCUCACCUCUGUGGUGCCAAAUUCCAAGACAAUUCAAGUUUUGUCCCAAGCAAGAAGUUCAGGUUGGGAGUCAUGGCAGCUGAUGAUAGCAUAUCAGAGAAAAUUCUGGAAGGAAUAUCUGAAUCUUUUGCCGUAAAGGACGGUCGUGGUUACCAGAAAAAGAAGGAUCUGUUUCCAUCUCUAAGUGACCCAAUAUACAAGUUGAAGAAAAUAGGAGAAAAUGGUGACAGGCGUAAGCUACUAGAGAAUAUGGAUAUAAAUAUCGUUCAGGACUUUUUGCGAUUCUACAAUAAGGAUAUGAACAGUCUGCGAGAAGCUUGUCGGAAUAUCCCAGACCAUGAUUGGAACAUCAUUGUUGGACAUGCUCUGAGUUGUAAACCAGGACCUGAACGUUACUCAUACUGCAUUCCUGGGAUGGAUGCUAAAAUUUGCUUCAACUCUCUAUACAGCAUUGUUGGUGCAGAAUUCGAUGGUAAAUACAUUUCUUAUGAAGAACUUAGCAGUACUCAGAAGAGUCUAGUGGAAAUGUCCAAGAUGACAGCGUACGAGAAUUUGAAAGUUUCUAAGUAUGAAUACAAAGAUCCAUGUCAUGAGCAUGAGGUGAUAGCUGAAUAUAAAGGAAGCUGUUGCCUGCGGGGAUCAUGUUCAAGGCUACCACUUUCCACACUGUCAACAAGGUUUCAUGAUGACAUUUCUCCACAAGGCGAGGUUUUGGAGAGCGCUCCAGCACAGGAAAGCCCCCGGCCUCGUCAACGUUGGGCAAAAAUCAUGACUGUGGUCACCAUUCUUCAUUUCUUGAACAAGAAGCCCCAGGCUACUCCUCCAGAAAUAUCUCAAACUCCUUCCACAGAAAGUUGCUUUGGGAUGACAUAUGUGCCCGACAAUUUACUGGUGGAGGCAGACAUAGAAAUGUGCCCAACUCCUAUGACAGGAAGUAGCUCUGGGAUGGUGGAAUUGCCCUAUGAGUUAUGGGACUGGUGCUAACCUGUCCUAUGAUAGAAAAUAGCUUUGGGAUAGUUUCUACUUUCUUAGUGAAUCUUUAGCAGGCUGCUCCAGGAGCCAAGCUAAGCCCUAAGUCCGCCCCAGAUCUGCUUCAGAUGGAUGUUUGCUAUCCUCCGUUAUGUUGCUAUGAGUCGAUAAGGUUGCUGCUUGUCUUCUUAAAUUUGUUAGCUGUAGAAAGAUGCUGGGGGCUUACUUGACUCACAGACAUUGCUUCCAAAUAAGCUCAUUUUCUUACGGACUUUGGA